Molecule: messenger RNA, 4421 nt
Organism: Nematolebias whitei (Rio pearlfish)
Lineage: Eukaryota; Metazoa; Chordata; Actinopteri; Cyprinodontiformes; Rivulidae
Gene: tjp2a
Product: tight junction protein 2a (zona occludens 2)
Exons: 25
Coding region: 320-4090 (1256 amino acids)
Biological process (GO): protein localization to cell-cell junction; establishment of endothelial intestinal barrier; cell-cell adhesion
Cellular component (GO): bicellular tight junction; plasma membrane
Molecular function (GO): cell adhesion molecule binding
Source: RefSeq, a predicted model, not a curated record
AGCAGCGGCGGCGAUGCAGCGACGUGCUCAUUAGCGUGAUGUCCACAGAGGCUCAAGGGUUACGUAAGGGCGACCCGCUGUCGUCCUGCUCGCAGCCGGCAGCAACGUGGCCGCUUUGUCCCCCCCUACCCCACCGACGCUCAAGAGAAACCAAAAGGACAUCUGUCGGGGAUGAGGCGGAGCCUGCAGCUGGUUGUCAUGGAGAGAGCGGCGCACUGAUCGGUCCGCCGCCUCCGUGACUCGGGAGGAGAGACGCUGAGCUCGCCUCGCGCUCCGAUGGAGGCGUCGUCAUGGCGAUGAGCUCGGAGAGGCGACGGAGAUGAAGUUUAAGAAGUUCAUCACCAUCAUGCAGGCGGCCAUGGGGGUGGUUCCCCUCAACAAGCGGGAGCUGCUGCCCCCCGGCAGGAAGCUGUGGAGACCGCCGGGGGACCAGGUUUGCGCUGACCAGACCAGCACUGACCUGCUCAAGUCCGGCCGCAGGUUCUGCUGGUCCAGAGAAGCCCAGUACUUGUACAUUCGCCGCCUCUCCUCAAGGAGCUUCUCAGCCAUCCUGAUGAACCCGGUCAUGGAGGAGACGGUGUGGGAGCAGUACACGGUGACCCUCCACAGAGAUCCAAAAAUGGGGUUUGGCAUCGCGGUCUCUGGAGGACGGGACAACCCAAACGAGGAGACGGGUGAGACGUCCAUCAUGGUGUCCGACGUCCUGCAGGGAGGACCGGCCGACGGACUGUUGUUUGAAAAGGAUCGGGUCGUUCAGGUGAACGCCAUCCCCAUGGAGGGGGCGCAGCACUCCUUCGCCGUCCAGACCCUCAGGAAGUGCGGGAAAGUGGCGAAAAUUACGGUCAAACGACCCAGGAAGGUUCCGGUGAACCUGAUGAACCGUCCCCCAUCCCCCGAUGACCGAGUCUUCAACAACGACUACAACGAUGACUACAACUACGACUAUGACCGCCGCAGCGCCGGGGGGCGGGACCAUAGCCCAGAAAGGGAGCGAGGAGUGGGGGGAGAUCUCGGAUACCAAACCCGGGACUACGACCGCGGCAGGAUGGCGGACAGGGACCUGAACCCAAACCGGAACUACAAAAGAGACGGGAGCAGAGGACGCACUCUGGACCGGGAGCCCAGCCCCGACCGCCGCUACAGGAGCGACAACAGGCUGGACCGCGACUACAGCCCGGACCGGAGGUACCAAGACUACAGUCCGGACCGCCGCUACCGCAGCGAUCGAACCCUCGACCGGGGCCACAGCCCGGACCGCCGCUUCCGCAGUGAGCGAACACUGGAGCGCGACCACAGCCCAGAGCAGCGCUACGGGCGGGACGGCUACAGAGACCAAGACCCGAGGAAGUACGACGAGCCGAUGAAACGGAGUGGGAGCAGAGACCGCCUGGAGCGCUCGCCAUCGCCCCCUCCAGCGCCCAUCCCUCUGCCCCGCCCCGCUCGAGACCUGGCGCCGCUGGAGAAACCGGUCAACGUUCUCCUGCUGAAGAACCAUCCCAACGAAGAGUACGGCCUUCGCCUGGGCAGCCAGCUCUUCAUCAAAGAGAUGACCAGCACCGGACUUGCAGGUCGCGACGGCAACCUGCAAGAGGGGGACAUAAUCCUGAAGAUCAACGGCACGGUGACGGAGAACCUGUCCCUCAGCGACGCCGGGAAGCUGAUCGAGAAGUCCCGCGGGCGGCUGCAGCUGGUGGUGCAGAGGGACCGGCGGCAGGUUCUGAUCCGGAUCCCGCCGAUGGUCGACAGCGACUCGGAGCUCGAUGAUAUCUCUGAGAUCGAGUCGUACCGCUCUUAUUCUCCACAGGAUGACAGACGGGUUCACCACUCCGACCUGUCGUCGCACUCGUCCAACGAGAGGAUUCGAGACAAACCCAGAGAGGACCCGCCUAACAGAUUGGCAAAAAUGGGUGCCAUGCCGACACCAUUCAGAGGUGCAGAUAGAAGUGUUGAAACCACGCCCCCUUUGCAAGCAGAGAGGGAGGAGCCUCGAUCUGAGACGCCACCAGCACCAGCCCCUCCUCCGAGGGUCCAGGUUCCACCAAAGAUCCAACUCAAACCAAGCAUAGAAGACCAGGAAGUUUAUGGGCCGAACACGGUGAUGGUGCGCUUCAAGAAAGGCGACAGCGUGGGUCUGAGGCUGGCGGGAGGAAACGAUGUUGGCAUCUUCAUCGCCGGUGUCCAGGAGGACAGCGCAGCCGAGCAGGAGGGUCUCCGUAUGGGAGAUCAGAUCAUGAAGGUGAACACUGUCGACUUCAGAGGGAUGGUGCGUGAAGACGCCGUCCUGUAUCUCUUGGACAUCCCAAAAGGAGAGGACAUUACCAUUCUGGCUCAGAGCAAACCUGAAGUGUAUGAAGAUAUUUUGGCUUCUGGUCGCGGCGACUCGUUCUUCAUCAGAACCCACUUUGAGUACGAGAAGGAGGCGCCGCAGAGCCUUCCUUUCACCAGAGGGGAGAUUUUUAAAGUCACCGACACGCUCUACGACGGCAAGCUGGGCCACUGGCUGGCGAUCCGAACCGACAAGGACAACCAGCUGCUGGAGAAAGGAAUCAUUCCCAACAAGAGCAGGGCGGAACAGAUGGCGAACGUCCAGAACGCCGCUCGCGCCGCAUCGGGCAACGACAGAGGAGACUUCUGGAGGUCGAGAGGUCAGAGGGCGGCGAAGAAGAAAGACCUCCGUAAGAACCGAGAGGAUAUGAGCGUGGCGCCGGUCAGCACACGGUUCCCCGCCUACGAGAGGGUGGUGUUACGAGAAGCUGGUUUCAGGAGACCCGUGGUGAUCUUUGGGCCCAUUUCCGACGCGGUGAAUGAAAAACUGGCCAACGACCUUCCGGACGAGUUCGUCGUCGCCAAAACGGAGCCGAAGGACGCAGGAAGUGAUAAAUCUUCUGGAGUGGUGAGACUCAACACCAUCCGACAAAUCAUCGAGCAGGACCGCCACGCUCUGCUGGACGUCACUCCAAAAGCCGUGGACACGUUGAACUACACGCAGUGGUACCCCAUCGUCGUCUUCCUGAACCCGGACAGCAAACAGGGCGUGAAGACCAUGAGGAACCGCCUCAUACCCGGGUCCAACCGCAGCGCGCGCAAACUCUACGAGCAGGCCGUCAGGCUGAAGAAGACCUGCUCCCACCUCUUCACAGCCACCAUCGAUCUGAACGCUGCGAACGACGCGUGGUACGGCAGCGUGAAGGACUCGAUCCGGGAGCAGCAGGACCGAGCCGUGUGGGUGUCUGAGGGCAAGAUGGACGGUUCAGAAGAGGACCUGGAUCUCCACGACGACCGCAUGUCCUACCUGUCAGCCAUGAGCGCCGACUACCUGAGCAUGGACAGCCGCCUGACCAGCGACUAUGACGACACGGCGGACGAGGGCGGGGCUUACACUGACAACGAGCUGGACGAGCCCUUGGAUGAGCCACAGCCUGUGUCGGCCAUCAGCCGGUCAUCGGAGCCCGUGCUGCCGGACGAGAGGCCCCACCCUGUCCCUCCACGCAUGAAGAUAGCAGGAAGCAGAGAGAUGCUCAACAGGGACCCCAGCCCUCCCCCAUCUUUCAUCCCUGAACCCCCGAAGGUCCGCACCCAGACUCGCUCCGACUCGACGCGGAGCUACGAGUCUCGCUCCAGCAGCACCAUCAGCAGCGACGCGGCAGGCGUCAACCGGCCGGGGCCCCCGCCCGUGGCCCUGAAGCCCGUCGUGGCCCGUCUGAGCCAGUCGGCGGAGGAUCAGAGCGCCAAGAAGGAGGAGGAGGACCCCGCCAACAAGUCCUUCCUGGGCAAGAUUAAAGCGUUUGAGAAGAUGGACCACCUGGCCCGCGCUCAGAGGCUUCUGGAGCUGCAGGAGGCAGAAAGCGCUCGAUUGGAAAUUGCCCAGAAGCACCCAGACAUUUACGCCGUCCCAGUGAAACUGCCGAAACCCAACCUGAACCGCCCGCAGCCGAUCGGGUCCAACGCCGAGCCGCAGGCGAUGCCCAGGCCGCCGUACUCUGAGAGCAGAGGACACGAGGACCGGGAGGUGGAGUACCGGCGCCAGCUGUCGGACCAGGCCAGGAAGGGCUACUACAACCCUCAGAAGUACAACGACACCGAGCUGUGAGGCGCCCAGAACCAGGAAGUGAGCUCAGCUGCCCCGGUUCCAGCUUCUCUGAACUUUAUCCUUAGUCACAUUUCCUGCCGAGACGUCAGCUUCAACACUAAUUUCAGAUUUUAUUUUAUUCUUGUCGGUUUUUUAUGUUGUACAGAAUGUUUUCGCCCAGAGUGGCUGAUUUUACUCCCGACGCAGGAGAUGUGUAAAUAUUCCGUCUGUCGGGUUCUGCUUCCCUUCGUGAACCCGUUGAGCCUCCAGAGUUGGACCGUCCCAGCCGAGUCUCAGAGGAAGCGUCAGCGGGAACAAAUAACUCGUGUUUUUUUGAAUAGUCCAGGCACUG